Molecule: messenger RNA, 8852 nt
Organism: Dermacentor albipictus
Lineage: Eukaryota; Metazoa; Arthropoda; Arachnida; Ixodida; Ixodidae
Product: protein spinster homolog 3-like
Biological process (GO): transmembrane transport
Cellular component (GO): membrane
Molecular function (GO): transmembrane transporter activity
Source: RefSeq, a predicted model, not a curated record
GAAGUCGGUGCCAGCCACUUCGCUGGGCGCUCGCUAGCUUUGACUCGCCGCUCGCUGGUGCUUAGGCGCAGUGUGUUGCGCCGGCAGUUUCGUUUGUUUCGCGGUGACACUGACCAGACAUGCGGGUGCACAGCAAUGUCCAGCGGUUCCAGUGUGGGCGUUGACGCACGUGCGCGGCAAUCUCCGUGGAUGCUAGCGCUGCACCCGCGAAACCCUGCGGAGUCGGCGCCCGCGAUGGUUCCCCCCGAAGACCACAUCGUCGGCUCGGGCGACGAGGUCGCUGCGGCGGAGUCUUCGGCGACCGUGGCCUCUCCCGUCGGCGUGACGUCCGAACGUUCGCGACGGUUCGUCGAGUAUGCGUCCGUCGGGAUACUGUUCUUCAUCAACCUCAUAAACUACAUGGACAGGUACACGGUAGCAGGAGUGCUGGACAAGGUCAUAGACUACUACAAUCUGAAGAACUCCCAAGGAGGACUGCUGCAGACAGUGUUUGUGAUAACGUACAUGCUAACAGCACCUGUGUUCGGCUACCUGGGUGAUCGCCACAGCCGUCGAGCCAUUAUGGCUGCCGGUGUCUUCUUCUGGAGUGCCACUACUCUUCUCGGUUCCAUACCACCAAAGGAGUUUGCGCUGUUUGCUGUGCUGCGCGCCCUGGUGGGCGUUGGGGAGGCCAGCUACUCCACUGUGGCCCCAACAGUCAUAGGGGACCUCUUCUCGGGACCACGCCGAAGCAAAAUGUUGGCGGUCUUCUACUUUGCCAUCCCCGUUGGCAGUGGUCUAGGCUACAUCGUUGGUGCGUCUAUGGCAGAGGCGCUGCAUGGAUGGUACUGGGCCCUGAGGGUGACCCCCGUGCUUGGCGCGCUGGCAGUGCUGCUGGUGUUGUUUGUAUUGCGCGAGCCUCUCCGGGGUGCCAGUGAAGGAGCCACCACCAUGGGCCCUUCUACGCUUAAGGAUGACCUGUUUUCCCUGGUUGCCAACCGCUCGUACAUCUGGUCCACCCUGGGCUUUACGUGCGUCACGUUUGCCACGGGUGCCCUGUCCUGGUGGGCAGCCAGCUACAUGACGCAUGCCCUCAUGCUCUACAGUCCGGAUGGCAAGGCUGAUGAAGGAAGAGUGAACCGCAUCUUUGGCAUCAUCACCACUUUGGCGGGCAUAGUGGGUGUGACCACGGGCAGCGCCCUGUCCUCGUACUUCCGCAAGUGGUCGGUGCGGGCCGACGCUCUCAUCUGCGGCGUGGGCAUGCUCAUCAGCGUGCCCUUGCUCUUUGUUGGUGCCAUCAUGGCACACCGCAUGCCUAAUGUCACCUGGGUGCUGUUCUUCUUUGGCAUGACAGCUAUCUGCCUCAACUGGUCUAUAGUUGCCGACAUUCUUCUGUACAUCCUUGUGCCUUCGCGGAGGGCCACUGGAGCUGCCUUCCAGAUCCUCACGUCACAUCUGCUGGGUGAUGCCAGCAGCCCAUAUUUAGUUGGCGUGCUGUACGACGCAAUCCUUGCUGGCCGGACAGACGUUUCAGCACACUACUUCAGCCUGCAGUACGCGUUGUUUCUGCCCGUAACUGUGCUGGUGCUGGGCAGCCUGUUCUUUGUCAUCCUCUCGUGGCACAUUGUGGCCGACAGGGAUCGCUGCACGGCGCUCACCCGAGAGAUGCUCAAGGGCUCGUCAUGCAUUGACGACCCCUUGGACUGCAGUGAUGAUGUCACCUCCUGCACUGUGCCCUUGCUGGAAGACAGAGUCGUGCGAAGGAAAGAGCGUGUGGACUGAUUAUGCGUUGCACGCCAACUUUGUGCAUCCAGUAGGAUGUGCGCUUGACCACGUGUGCCUCGUGACAGACUCACUUCGCACUCGGUACCAGCUCUUCGAGCACUUUAGGGAAUUGUGUGUCUUAGCUACCUGCUCUUCCUUUUUUUAAAGUUUAGGGGCAUUUCAGGUUCUUUAGUACUGUGGGAGUGUGCCUUGUUGUUUCUAUCGACUACGUUGACACUGGCAUUGGGGACUUUUACUCUUGAUGUUGGAGACCUUUCUGCAACGGACACCAUUUUUGAAAAAUUUACUAUUUUUCUAUGCGAUUCAUACUAUAUAACGUACAACUUUUAUGUUUGUGGGCGUGUUGUGUGGUGUACGUGUUCUUUGCUUCGCUAUUUCAAGCUCUGUAGUAGCUUAAUUUAACUAUUUUAACCCCCUCACACAAAGUUGCUCUGAGUGCUGGGAUCAUUCACAUUGCUAUACCCUUUCUUCAGCUUUGUGACGAUGGAAAGUAUUGUCCUGGACAAAUAAAACCCGAGUGGGAAAAAUUCAAAUCGGAAGCGGAAGUGCAGUGCCACAAAAUUGAGAUUGAGAUGUAAAAUGCGUCUGCCUGCAGGAUUGAAAUUUGAUGUGCUUUCUUUUUGUUCGAAAAAAUUAACUGCAGCCCUGAGCGUAAACUGCAUAAACAAAUUCCUGUGUGCAUUUUAUGCUUACAUUUGAAUAGACCUUGUCGUGUUUCAUUUGUGCGCUUCAGUGUGUUUUGGUUGUGUAAUUAUUUUAAAUUUUUCGUUUACCCAUGCCUCUUUAAAUACCAUAUUUACCCAAAUAUAGCAUGCCCCCCGCUCUAGCGUGCAUCCAAUUUUCACAAGUGCGCAGUAAAAAAGUAAAAGUGCACUUGCAUUUAAAAUGCCGCUGAUUCAUAAAUGAAAAAUAUAUUGUGACCCCCAUGUUUAUGAUCAGAAAAAACGAGACGUGCAGGAUUUCUCUUCACGGAGGGAAAUCUUUUUAACGAGCUUUUUCUUGUGAAAGCGACACAGUGUCUUUGCCAUAUAAGCUUUGUCGGCCACAGAUACCAAGUGCACAGGGGCUGUAUUCUCAAACAACCACUUCUUGAGACAUGUACCACUGUACCACUUUUGCGCGUCUGCAUUGGACUUGUUGCCCAACAAGUGUUCGUCUGACAGUGUUAUUGGCACCGAGCGCAGAUAGCAAGCUUGGUCCAGCGUGAGAAAUGCUGAUAACUGAUUAUGCCGACAUAUCCAUUGCGGAGCCACACGAAAUCUCGCGCAACUGAUAGCAUCUCUUAAAGUUAUUGGCUGACAGCAACCUUCAUAAAACAUGCUCUGUCGCCAUUUUGUGAUGGUGAUGGCGCUGCGUCCGAGGGCUCUGAUGGUCGGCUGUUGUCGCAGACGCAGUUCUGGUUUUGUAUCCAAUUGUAACGCAGAGGCAAUUUUCGAACCCAUUUUCUCAGAAAAAAGUUGCAUGUUUGAUUUGGGUAAAUACGGUAGUACAAAAAGAAAGAACAGCUCUGUGUGACCAUUUAGUGCCAUCCAAUUCAUGACUGAAGACAUGUCACAACUGCUUUGUCAAACAAGUCCGGUCCCCUGUUGGCAUCACAGCCUGUUGUACUUUUGCGUCUUGUCGUCCUCAUUGGCAUUGGUUGCUACGAUAGUAUUAUCACUCUUCUCAUCUCAUCAUGGCAAUAUCUAGAUAUCAUUUUGCCAUUUUGGAGAUUACUUGCCAGUUCUAGGCAUCCUUAAGUCUCAUGUCGAGGUACUCCAGCAGACAUGUUUUUCUUAAUUCACUUAUUUUUAUUUUACCUUAUAUUCUGUUCAUUUACAAAAUUGUGUCAAACACAAUAUAAAACUUUGUUUUCUCUAAAGUUUAUGUUAACAUCAACACCAAGUGUAGACUUGAAACUUCUUGCUAUAUUUAACAUUUAGCUUGCAUAAAAAAUGCACAAAAUUGAGCCAGUCUUCAGCUCCGUAUCAUAGUAUCAACUGUGUUCAUGACAUUCCAAGUGUUCAGCAUUUUAGCGAAUUUCCAACUAAACACCCAACAGAUUGGUUGGUUAGUGUAAAAAUAUGCUUUGGCAAAUGGCAGUUUCUUUAGCGAAUAUCACAUUAAUUUUUUGUAAGCACAUUUUCAACAGAUUCACGAUGGUAUAUUUAUGUGAUAGUGGACUCUUAUGCUUUGGCAGAAUCACAGCCGUGAUUGGCACUACUUUGAUAAUGUAGACUUGGAGGAUUGCAGCAGUGGAACUUGUGGAACACACACAUAGAAAAGGAACGAAUAGAUAUGGACGUAGCUGCACUUUCAACUAAUUUCUUUAUAAAGAAAUCAAUUGGCAGUGCAGCUAUGUCCAUUUCUGUUCGUUGCUUUUCUGUGUGUGUGUUCUACAGUUUCCACUGCUGCAAUCCUUGAAGAAUGAAUCAACUAGCUCAGUUAAGCACCCUUUUGAUAAUGUAGAUGUUGUUGUGCAGUGACCAUUAGCACACUCUGUUAAAUUUUAUUUUUAUUGGAAGUGGAUUGUUUGAAGGGGGUCCAAUAACUGCUUUCUUCCAUUUGCAUUGUUGCUACAGUAAUGACAUACUCAUCAUAAAAAGGCUUCCUGACUAGUCUUCAUCUUCUCUUUCUUUGAGGUUCACGAAAAUUUUUAGCAGAAUAGUAUAGUGAACUUCGGCUGCUGUCUUUGCAGAAUUUUUGCAAGAAAGAUAUGGCAGCAUUGCUUCUAAGGCAGCCAAGGUCAUGUGCGACAAUAACUUCUGGGCAUUUCUGUGAUAUAGGCAAACACCAUGAGGUAGUGCAGAAUAAUUGUCACAUUUGCCGUUUACCCUGACAGGACAAGUCGUUGUCAAACUCUCUGCUCCACAGGGGCCUUUCCUUGACAUGUAUGGUGACUACCACGCUUAUAAGUGUGCCUUAGGGAACAUACACUGCUUGUGAAAUCCAUUACUUCUGUGCCUUCUCAAGCAGACUCAGUCAGUGAACCUGUUGAUCAAAUUCCUCAUGUUGCCAAUUGCUUUGUACCAACAGCAUAUUGGUUUGGUUUUUUUUAGCUGUGCUAGAGCAUAGCACAAUUGCUAGUGCUUCCUUAACAGUGAGCCUAUUUGUUGCUGCAAGCGUGCACAGAGGUCAAUUUCAUAGUUUUGGGCGUUGAGUGUUACAGAAACACUAGCAAAUUUCAGUGACAUGUUAUUGCACAAAGGCAAAAUGUGACGUGAGAGCACUGUAGUUGAAGGGCCUUAAAUGAACAAAAAAGUAGUUGUAUGUUAGCAUGAGGAGUUUUGACGUUAAAAAGCCUCUGUGUUUGCAUUCGUGUCUAGUAGCAUUUAUGUGGAAUAUUGUGCAGGGCAGGGUAUUUCUUGCGGUCAUGGCAGCUAACUUGCAUGUAACAGUGAACUGAAGAGCAUCAGCGCAAUUGAGUCUGCAGAAUUGAUUCCAAUAGAAAUGCAAAAUAGUCUGAUGCAUAUAUGUAAAGUCAAGCGAGCUCAUAACAAGCUUCACCGUAAUGCAGAAUGCAUUCACUUUUAUCAUAAUUUUUCAGUAAUUAAAUAAUAUAUUUAUUUAUUGUACAGUCACUCACAAUGUAGUUUUGCACAAAAUGACUGAACUCGCAAGCUAGAGUUACAUGCAGCAGUUAAUUAUUGGUUGAAAGCACUACAAGAAAUGACUUCCUUGAAAGUAGGCCAAUAAAUAAGAUGAAAGUUUAGGUUGAAAAGUUUAUUUCUUGAAAGCAGAGCAGUAGGUGGAGUUUCAAGGUGGUUCAGAGCAGGCAGUUGCUCAUCACAUAGGCCUCCAGUGAAGACUCGCUGCUUGAAGGACAAUUUGUUAGCAUUUGUGUGUCUAAAUGUCUAAAGCACCCAGAGUCAGUGCCAGUUGGUCCUGUUGUUUGAUAUUAGCUAGAUGAGUGCAUAGCAGAUUUUAAUUUCAUUUAUUGUUUCUUCUCAAUACAAAGAUAUUCUGAAUUGUUGAGACAUUGUGAAGGCACUAAUUUAUUGAUGUCACAGAGCCAUCCAAUCAUUAGGAAGCAUGCAGUCACUUUAAUUUGAUAAGAAUGAAGCAACACUUCAAAUUUCAAUUCUCGAGGCUAUGUGAUUCAUAUUAAGUUCAUUAUGGGCUUUGCCAUUAUACCACUCGUUUGGAUCAUGUGCCAGUGUGCCUUGCACAAUAACACGAGCAAAAGAAGUUACCUUGAAAACAGCAGCACAGCAGAAUGUGUUAAUGGCCUUGGCGAGGGAGGUGCACUUGCGAGUUUAUUGUGAUGGAGUUAAUUUUAAAUCCACACUUGUUCGCCACAUCCUAGAAACCAUGCCAAAUCUUGCGUGCAAAGUCUGGCGUUUCUGGGGUCUCCAUUCAUAAUGUUUGAGUGGUCAUUUAAAACGUAUAAUUAUGAAGUGUCUUGAUUGUAUAAGUAACUUGGUGUAGUAUGAUAAUAUUCAAAUCUACUUUUAAUGUUUUAUAUAGACAAUACUUACAUUUGGACAAUGGUUUUGACAAUGUUUAUGUGGACUGCUAGCACAGGCCGAGUGCUCUCGCAGUUUUUUUGCUGAGUAGGACAGUGUAAAGGAGUGUAUUUAGCCCAAAGUUUUUACUAAAGUACUUUACUCAUGGUCUCCAGUUGCACUAGCCCUGGGUCUCGUGGCUCAUCAUGAACGCAAUCAUGUUCAUUCAUUAAAUGACUCUGACCUGCUGGAGCGACUGCUUCCACUGCAUGAGACAUCUAUGCCUGACAUCUCCAAAAACUUGGUGCAGUAGCUGCAUUUUUGUAACAUCCAUGUAUUGAAAUUUAAAUACAUCUUAUAGAACUCCAAAGGGCCAGAAUCAAUCUCGACACUUCCACUGCAGUGCCUCUGAAAGCACAGGCAUGUUUGUCCCAAGACAUUAAGCCACCAUUAAUCUACUAAGCAACUUGCAGCUGUGCCGAGUACAGAGUCCAUGAGGCACCCCUUGAAUGCUCGCACUAACCAAUUCUAACUGUGCAAAUAAGCAUGUCAUAUAAAACAUAGCGGGUGCGCAUCUGUACGAGUUUUUCUUGCAAGGCUGUUUUUCAUGAGUAUUAUACUGUUCACCGCCUCUAACCUUUUGGGCUUAUGUUCGGUGUUUACAUUUGCCUAGAUUGCUACUGUUAGGCAAUUGGGCUAAGUUUUUAGUGUUUAGAUAUUCUAAAUGUGCCAAGUUUUUAUGUGAAGUCAUAUGGAAUGAAGUCACACAACUGCCAGGGGGACUUCUUUUUUACCUUUUGUGGUUUGGCACAAUAAUUUCGUCCAUCAACUGUUGCAAACAGUCAGCUGGAGCUGAUAUCUCUCAUCACUGCUAACUUGCAAGCACAGUGUGCGUCUUUAAACUCAGCUGAGCGAGUCUUUAGCUUAGUCGUUAGAACAAUAGCAUUCAAGCAAUUGCCAAGCAUUUUCUUCUGCUGUGAAUUUUUACAGAAUGAACAAUGAUGCUUCAUGCUCAGGUCAGGAACCUUGUCUGCAGAACAAAGAAUUCAUAAAAUGGCUAGGGUAAACGAGUGCUGAAGAGAAAGCAAGAUUUUUUUAUAAGCAUGUAGCUUUUUAGAGCACUAUGCUUGUUUUUAUGCUUAAAACAGUACAUACUUCCUUGCAUAGAAAAUUUUGGGCAAACUUACAUUGUUGACAUUCAUGCCCAAGCUGCAGUGAACAAUAUUAUGAUGCCAUUACGUCAUAUUGUUUCAUGGUAUUUUCAUGUAUCUGGGUCCUUCUUGCGCAGGAGGUGUAAACUAAUGUCAAGAUCAGCUGUCUUUAAUUUUUUAAUGCUCUGUAAUUUUCAUUAACAAUUUUAGCACUUAUAAAACUCUACCCACAUUAUACCAUGUGUCACUUAGAAGUUGGGGUUGUCAUUGUCACCCAUCUUUCAUAUUUUGUCUCUCUUGUGAUGCACCAAGCCUGUACUUGCGAUGAGACUGAUGCAUCGGCAAUUCCAGGUCUGUAAUGUACCAACCUAGCUUAAAUUAGCUCUUCUCUUUAGUAAAGCUGAGUAAGCUCACCUUGCAGACCUGAAGUAUAAGUGCAUGUCACCUGUCAUGAGCAAGUGAUGACAGGUGACAACUUUGACAGCUUUAUUUAUUCCCAAACGUUUACUAGUACCAUUCACUUGUGCAGUUCUCUGAGUUGUACAGUGGGCCAUGUGCUGAGUUACUGGGCCUUUUUGAAACUUGCAGAGCUGCAGUGUAGAGGGAGUGAUCAUGAUGAUGAUGCCGGCACGUGGGAACUUUAGGGCCUCUCCAGGUCAUGCAGUGGUGGAAUUCCCACCACCAGGACCAUGCCAUGAGGACAGGGCUUAACCUUGCAUUUUUAAGGACAUAGCUUACAAGACUAUGUGCUCUUGUGAUGGACAAAGACAUGCAAAAGUUUGCUGGAUAGCAGUGAAAUUUGUGCUGUUCUCAAGUAAUCUUACCAUGAAUGACUUAAAAAGAUAGUUUUGGUUUUAUUUUGCACUGUGUUGUAAAGCAUUCGCUAGCCAAUAACACCUUUGGUUAGUUUCAACAAUGGGUGCACCCCAGCCUACAGCUCACUUUGUCGUUUACUCAUUUUUUACCCUUCUGUUGUACCUGUACUAGUGUGGGGAGCGUCUUUUCUUUUUUUCACUUCAGAAAUACAAUUUCUCUUAUAGCCAUGACUUUAGAUAUUAAUAAGCUGUGGCUGCCACUGGCAUGUCUAGCACAUGGAUUUUAGAUGUUUGAGGUACGAGGAUUAUGUACGUGCACAUAUUGCCAUAGCAGCAAGCUUUUCAGUUGCAUUGCUGGGCUCUGCUGAGGUAACUCCCAUUUGUUGUAAGCAGCAUAGAUUCUUUUGUGCAGUGCUUUGUUUUGUUGACAUCCAUCUUUAUUGCGAAUGGUUGCAUUGUCUGUGGUUGUUUACUUCGCCUUUUGGCCCACACUGAGUAAACACUUGAGUGAGUGGUCAUGCACUCGCAAAGUACUUGGCACAACAGACUCUAGUUCUGUCCUAGCACUGGUCUUGCCCCACCCGAUUCGAAGCACUCUCAUAUGCGUGCACAUAGAUGGCCUUCAAGGCCGUGGGUGAGAAUUAACUGAAGGAUGGAGAAGUGUCCAAGUUUUGUCGAAUAAAUCUGUCUGAACUGGG